AUGAAUGAUUUUGUUGCCUGGUUUCAACACAAUGGUGGGGUCUUGGAUACUUCGAUGAUGGCCAUCGCCGAUUUUCCUGGUAGUGGACGUGGUGCAGUCGCACUCCAGGAUAUACCUGAAAACCAUACAAUUUUCACGCUUCCUCGCUCACUAACACUAUCAACUCAGACCUCGACUCUUCCUUCUGCAUUCGGUUUCGACGCAUGGAGAAAGCACAAAUUGCAUAAGGGUUGGGUUGGGCUGAUUCUUUGUAUGAUGUGGGAGGAAGCUCAAGGACACCAAGGAAAAUGGGUUACAUAUCUUGCGUCACUCCCGACGCAAUUCGAUACCCCAAUAUUCUGGAGUAACGAAGAAUUACAAGAGCUACAAGGGACGGCUGUGGUAGACAAGAUAGGCCGGGAUGAGGCUGAGCGUGACUAUCACGAGAAGUUAACUCCGGCGAUCAAGACUCGACCGGACCUUUUUCCCUCCGAUCAAAUCGAUACAUGGUACACACUUCACCGGUAUCAUAUUACAGGCAGCCGAAUUCUAUCUCGAAGCUUCAAUGUAGAGAGAUGGGAAGGCCAAGUUGAGCAGGAUGCUGAACAUAUCACAGAAGAAGACAGUAACGAGGACACCCGGGCCAACACGAGUAUUGGGAGUGCAAUGGAUGUUGAUGAUUCAGGACACGGUGUUGAAGCUAGCAGCGACAGAGAUAGUGAUGAUGAAGAGAUAGAGGAUACAUCAGAUAUUGCAAUGGUGCCUAUGGCUGAUAUUCUGAAUGCUCGAUAUGAUUCUGUUAAUGCUAAACUUUUCUACGAGAAGCACCAUCUUCAAAUGGUCACCACGAAACCCAUCAAAGCUGGAGAACAAAUAUUCAAUACGUAUGGCGACCUGCCCAACUCAGACCUGCUUCGACGCUACGGAUAUGUUGAUCUUAUACCUUGUGCCCAUCUAAAGGGUGCGCUUGGAAAUCCACAGGACAUCGUAGAAGUUCGAGCAGACCUUGUUGUCGACGUUGUUUGUGGUGAUGUAUCUAUUGGCGAGACAUGUCGACAACGGAUCGAAUGGUGGCUCGACGAAGGAGGCGAUGACGUUUUCAUCAUCGACGCGAACCCAAUUCUCCCUGCAGCGCUGAUAUCUUUCAUACGACUUCUACUCCUCACCCAAGAUGAAUGGGAAAAGAUACGAGAAAAAGGGCGUCCCCCGAAAGCCAAGUUUGAUCUUCAAGUCUCUCUAUUAUUACGAAAAACAUUCGAGAUGCGCUUGACUAGUUAUCAAUCAGAUCUUGAAGUCGACGCAAAGCUGCUUGCAUUCGAAUCGCUCACACUCAACAAGAGACACGCUAUUGUAGUGCGACUCGGUGAGAAGCAGAUUCUGGCAGGCGCACUUGAAACCCUGCGCCUCAUGGAUGCGACCUUGAGUGAUGUUGGAUCUAAAGGCAAGAGGCGUGUUGCGAGUGGGACUACGAGUGGAGAAAAAUCAAAAAAGGCCAGGCAUUGA
This is a messenger RNA of Suillus bovinus, 1482 nucleotides long. RefSeq lists its product as uncharacterized. Lineage: Eukaryota; Fungi; Basidiomycota; Agaricomycetes; Boletales; Suillaceae. Gene Ontology annotation, cellular component: nucleus. The transcript is spliced from 9 exons. Gene Ontology annotation, biological process: peptidyl-lysine monomethylation. Bases 1 to 1482 code for a protein of 493 amino acids. Gene Ontology annotation, molecular function: protein binding; protein-lysine N-methyltransferase activity. The record is from RefSeq and is a predicted model, not a curated record.